CUGGUGAAGGACUCAGCCGUUGCUGUGUGUUUGGAUGUGUGGAAAUGCAACAACAUUCAGCAAUGGAAUCUGAUGAAGAGGUCCCCGUCAUGUUAAGCUGCGAAUCGAGCGAGUCGACAAGCUGGCACUCGAAUCUGAGUACGGUAUCGGAUGGGUCCAUUUCAUCGUAUUCGAACUGCGGCACGCAGACAUCAUAUUCAUCCCUUUCGGAUGAGACUGGGAAUGAGAAUGGUAAUAAGAAUGGAAAUGAGAAUGGACAUGAGAAUGAGAAUGGGAAUGAGAACACAUCGGAGCAUGCCACGCAGGGUGGGGCAGAAGAUUCGGCUUCCUCCAGUGAUGUUCCGCUCAAGGACUGGAAGGACUGGAACUUUGCCGAGCACUUCAAGAAGGAUCCGGCUGGCUUCCUCGAUAAGUUUGUCGAGAACUAUGUCCAUCUGAAUAGCGUGGUCACGCUGAAGAGUGACAUGGCCAAGCGGGCCGUUGAGCAAUCGAACAUUGUCAGGCAGCUGCUGCUGCAGGAGCAGAAGCUCAGCAGCGAGCUGCGCCAGGAGCUGGAAGACUACAAACAGCGUCUCGAGAGUGCGAGCAUCAACAGCCACAAUCAGGCCAUGGAGAGACACAAUUUAAUGCAGGAACUGGACCAGACCCGGGAGCAGUUUUUCGAGGAACGUUCCAUAGAGCUGCUCAAGCACAAUGGCAUCAUCAGCGGUUUCCAAAAGGAACUCAUGCAGUGCCAAAAAAAAUACGCGGCCCUGAAAGCUGAAAGGAAGAGACUCGUGGCGGAGCUCAACGAAUGCAAGAGUAACACUGCACAGGCAGUGCCGGAGGGAGGGGACGGGUGCGGCAGCCCUCAGAAAUGGGAAAUACUUUGCGCGGCACUCAAAGGCCAACACGAAUACAAUCAAGGCAUCAUUCAGGAGUUGCAAAAUAAAAACGAAGAGCUGGAAACGAAAGCCGCAAACGGACUGCAGUCUACCGGUGCCUCCGCUGAAUAUGCCAAGCUGCAGGAGGAGCUGAGAUUCUACAAGAAGCAAUACUUCGAGGACAAUGCCGACGAGUCGCACGGAAACAAGGAGCUGCAGGAGGAGCUGACGCGCAUGCAAGCGAUCCGCAAGUCUCUGGAGGUGUCCAAUGAGCGACUCUCGAGUGAGUUGGAGGCCUACAAGGAGUCGUUUUACCAGGACAAAUCAAAGGGUAACGAGAAAAUCAAGAAUUUUUGUCGUGAUCUCAAAAACGAACUCAGGGAGAAAGAGAAAACAAUUGACAAUCUUCGUGGGAUGAAUGAGAAGUUGAAUGAAAAGCUGGCAGACAUGAAGUUUAUGCUGAACCGCAUGGAUCUGCAAGCGACGGGACUCCAAUUUUCCCUCGAGAUGAAUUCGGAGCUGGAAACACGUGAGGCCUCCUACGAGAGAGCCUUUGUGUUGCUCCAACGAUUGAACUCGCAGCUGCGGGAAGAGGCCAGCAAGACACGAAAGAGCUACAAGAAGCUGAAGGAGAGCUUCAAGCUUGAGCUGGCCAAGCAGCAGGCUCUCAGCGGUAGUGACGGUGGCCAGAACCCCGGCAAGACCGGGAAACUUAACGCUCUGCACGAGAAGUUGAUGCAUUAUGUGAAUAAGCUCAGCGCCACAUCCGUGUCCGAUCACAGCCUCGGCAGCAGACUCAGCCGAGUCAGCAGCAACGUUUCGUUGUCUCAGAUCAUAGGCCGCAAUCACCUCAAGAUGGAUCCCGAUGAGGUGCUCGAAGAUGCGUUCAAGGCAUUCUGUGACAUGGUCACCGAUUACUGGGUCACCCAGAUGCACCCCUUUGAAGCCGUGGAGCCCAGUAGUUAUUCAUCGAACGAUGAAAAACGCUUGGAAACCUAUUAGUAAUCCACGCAAUUCUACACACAACUAACACACUCCGAACUCUAAUCAAACAACAAACAAAUUCAAAGAAGGUCUCCGCUUGAGAUCCUUUUUACACUCCCCUUAAAUAAUGUUCGUGCACUAUUGUUAUAUUUCCUAAAAUGCUUUAACGAACCAUCCCCACUACUAUAUGUCAACCAGGAUCGAUUCAAAUUCACAAUUGUUAUAUAUUUUAUAGUUUCACUGUUUUCGAAUUCAAAAUUAAACGCGCCCAUUGGAAGGUGGAGCUGCAAACUAGUUGCA
Drosophila guanche is the source of this 2147-nucleotide messenger RNA. Its product is annotated as kinesin heavy chain-like. The transcript is spliced from 2 exons. Lineage: Eukaryota; Metazoa; Arthropoda; Insecta; Diptera; Drosophilidae. Bases 45 to 1865 code for a protein of 606 amino acids. The record is from RefSeq and is a predicted model, not a curated record.